Molecule: messenger RNA, 4216 nt
Organism: Schistosoma haematobium
Lineage: Eukaryota; Metazoa; Platyhelminthes; Trematoda; Strigeidida; Schistosomatidae
Product: Sodium/hydrogen exchanger 9B2
Exons: 8
Coding region: 771-3614 (947 amino acids)
Biological process (GO): proton transmembrane transport
Cellular component (GO): membrane
Molecular function (GO): antiporter activity
Source: RefSeq, a predicted model, not a curated record
CACUGCAAAGAAAUUUCUACAACUUAUUCAUCGAUUCCUCCUGAGAACUUUAUGUGUAGAUAUAUACUCAAAGAAUUCCAUAAUUGUUUUUCAUGAUAACAAUCACUCACUGGUAUAUGAAGAAUACCAGAAAUAAUUAAUAGGACUAGUAUAAUUAGUAUCAAAAUUAAUGGAACUAUUCCUUGUUACAUUAUCAUAACACAAGUAAUGAAAUCCUAAGGUGUAGUAAAUUAGAUUUAUUCUUAUAAAGACUAAAUAAAAAUGGAAUAUAAUACACAAAAGUUUAGACAAAAAAUAUUGUAUUAAAGAAAAAGAAGGUCCUAUAGUAGCAAUUAUAUUACAGUUAAAGUACACUUUUGAUAAUCGUUGAAAAACGUAAUUCAUUCAUGAUAAUUCUUGGAAGAUAAUAUAUAUAUUUCAAUAACAUUUUGGAUUUUAUUAUUUGUCAUAUUUAUGUAUUAUCAAGAUAUUCAAAAAUCAAUAAUCAUUCAUCUGUGUAGUAUAAUAUCAUCAAAUUCACAAUAAUAAUGAGAUAUGAAUCUUCAAUUAUCCUUAUUGAAUGAUCGUGAAAGUUUUGAUACAAUUAAUGAAACCAAUAAUUCACUUGAUAAUUCAAUUAUAAAUAAUCAAUAUUUAUUUCAAUCAUAAUCUACUCAAUCCAAUUAUUCACAUUAAACAAUCAAUAUAAAUCAUGAUUCUAUAUGAAUAAUUGAUUAUAAUCAAUAAAUUGAUGAAAAUAUUGAAAAUCAAUAAAUAUUGAUUUAUCUAAAAUGAAUUAUGAAAAAAAUUUCAAUCAAGAUAUUGACAAUAAUAAUAAUAAUUUAGAAUUUCAACAAAUUCAUACAAAUAAAAAAAAUAGUCAAUUAAAAAAAUAUCAAAAAAAAUUUAAUAAUCAUUGUAAAUUAUGUUUAAAACAUAUAAAAUUACCUAUAUGGUUAUCUAAAUUAUUAUUAUGGAUUUAUACACAUUUAAGUAGUAUAUUUACAUAUGGAUUAUUUUUAUUAGCUAUAUAUGCAUGUAUUAUAUCAAUUAAACCAAGUAUUGCAUUACCACCACAAUGUCGAUUUAUUUCUAUCAUAAAAAGAAUAGAUCAAUUAACAAAUAAUUCUAUGAAUGAUAAUCAAUUCUCAGGGAAUAAAUUUGAAAAAGCACUUGAAUGUCGUCAUGGUGAAGCGUUAAGUAUACUUAUUUUCUAUGGUUUUGGUUUUAUGUUUGGUGAGAUAAUGGAACUUCUACAUUUACCUGGACUAUUAGGUAUGUUACUUGGAGGAUUGUUUCUGAGAAAUAUUGGUGGACUUUUGAUUCCGGAACAGAUUUACCACACAGGUCAAUUACCAAGUGGAAGUGUUCCUUAUGGUUACAAUUCUAGUUUAUUGAAUUCCACUUCUUAUAAUGAGAAGGAAUAUCCUUUUAAUAUAACUGAUCCACGUACUCAGUUUGCUGCUCUUUUAUUGGUAAAUCCAGUUUUAUCUGGAAUUUUAAGACAACUUGCUUUGACUACAAUUCUAACUCGGGCUGGUUUGGGUCUUGAUCCUCAAGCAUUGAAACAAGUAUGUGGUAGCGUAUUUCGUCUUGCAUUCAUACCAUGCCUUACAGAAGCGACAUCUUUGAUGCUAUUUAGCCGUUUUUUGAUUGGAUGGCCUUGGUCAUGGGGAGCUAUAUUAGGAUUCGUUUGUGCAGCUGUAUCACCAGCUGUGAUAGUGCCAAAUAUGAUGCGCCUGGAAGUUACAGGGUGGGGUGUAGCUGAAGGUAUACCUACCCUUGUUGUUGCUGCUUCCAGUUUAGAUGAUGUUGUUGCGAUUACUGGAUUUGGUGUUGCCCUCGGUGUAGCUUUAUCCACAGAAAAAAGUUUAGUGAAUACAUUAUUUUGGGGACCACUUGAAGCAAUCAUAGGUGCUUCAUUUGGGGCAGCAGUGGGAAUAUUAUUACUUUUCUUUCCACCACCAAAACUCGAGCAUUCCCAUUUCAUUCGAGGUAUACUUCUGGUGUGCUUUGCAAUAACUGGGUUAAUCGGUUCGGUCGCAAUACAUUUACCAGGUGGAGGUGCAUUGUCAUGUUUAACUUUAGCUUUUAUCGUGGCAACUGGUUGGCGGAGCGGAUUUCCAUGGCGUUUAACGCAGUCAGCAAGUAUACCAACGGAAUCAUCAUCAAAUAAUGCACAAAACCAACAUUAUGAAAAUUCAAAUUAUCAAGCGAAACCAAAAACAGAUAAACCUAAUCUGUCUUCGUCAAGAGAUUCUGUCCUUACUAAUGAAGACUCUCAAGAAAACCUUAAGAUAGCCCCCUCGAAGCUUGAAUCCAUUGAUGAAAAAUAUAGGCAUUCUGAUGAUGAUAUUGACUCAGAAAGUAUGAUGAAGCAUCAGAAAGAUCUAAACAAUCCAAACAUACUUGAAUCGUUGGUAGAAUUUCAUCCUUACUAUUGCUCAAUUUUGCGUCAGCAGUAUGGCCAGCAUUCAUCGGGUGAACAUAGUAACCGCAGCAGCCUCCGUAAUCGCCUCCCAUCUGAUGGUGACAGGAAACGAGGAGAUCUUCCUUCUUUAGCUGUUGCAGUAGCAGCUACUGGUAAUGAGAAAAAAGUAGAGGGAUCUUUAGCCAAACAACCUCAACAGAAUAGUUACCAGCAACAUACUCAGCAAACAUCGACAAUCACUUUUCAAAAACCAAAAGCAUCUCGAAGAUUUAGUCUGCCUGAACCUACUGCUCACUACGAACUGGAAUCAUUUUCCGUGUCUCAGCAGUUUCGCCGAGGAAGGAGUCCAUCUAGUGCAAACGCUUUACGUCAUAUGAACAGGUCAAGGCGUAGAAUUCUUGCACCAUUUCCGGAUCAGUACUCACCAUUUUACAACAACCAACCGGUCGAAAAAGUUGAAGAAGUUGAAGAAAAUGAUGAAUGCUCAUCCAACGAAACAGAAAGACCAGAUGAUGAUCAUGAUGAGAACAAUUUUGACAGUCCUAAUAAUCAAGAGCAACCUUUCAGUGAUGUUGUUGUUCCAGCUACACCUGUUGAACGUGGAUUGGCUUGUUUGAAUUCAAUGAGAAGAACCAUGGCAGUCACAUGGUGGUUUGUUCAACCUAUUCUGUUUUCUUUAAUAGGAUCAGAAGUAGACAUACUACAUAUGCCUGGUGGUUCAACUGGACGUGGAAUCGGUGCAUUCUUACUUGCUCUAGUUGCUCGUUUAGCUGCAACAAUGGUAGCUGUUUUGCCAUCAAAGUUAAAUAUGCGUGAACGCUUGUUUAUAUCAUUUGCGUGGUUACCAAAAGCUACCGUACAAGCAGCUGUUGGACCAGUUGCACUGGAUACAGCUAGACAAUUGAAUUCAAAUGCAGAAAUAAUUGAUUGGGGGGAACAGGUUGUUACAUUGGCUGCAAUUUCAAUAUUAAUUACUGCUCCAAUAGGUGCUAUUUUAAUGCCACUUACUGCACCAUAUUUAUUACGUCAAGAUAUUCAAUCAUCACAAGUAUUAAUAGAACGUACUAAUCCUAAACAUUCACUUAAAUCAAAUUCUGCUCAAUCCAAUGAUAUAAUCAAUAAAAAAAUAUAUAAAUCUGAUCAAAACAUUCAUCAUAGUAAUAAAUCAUCUCAAUUAAAUACUGUACGUAAUACAAAAUUAUAAGUCAAUUCAAUAUAUACAUGAUUAUUUCAUGUUUACAUUUACCUCUUUUCUCUUUUUUUUUGUUUUUGUUUACGAUUUAAUAGAUUUUCUUUUCUUUAUUAAAAGAAAAGAAAAGAGAACAAAAUAAACGACUUCAUCCACAAUUAAUUUUUACAAUAAUACCAAGUAGAUAUUAGUUAAUGAUAUAAAAGAAUAAAAUAAAAAAUUACGUUUAAUCUAUUUCAAAUAGUGUUUUCUUUUCUUUUUUUCUUUCUUUUUCUUUUCUUUCUUUUUUUUGAUUCAUAAAAUUUAAAACGUAGCGUUACAAUUGAUUUGUUUGAAACAUACAAACAAACAAACAAACAUAUUACUCUAUAGAAUUCUUUUUCUCAGUUUUUAUUGUACAGUUCCAUCAUAUUUAUUAAUGUUCUCUCUCUUUAUAGAAACAUAUCUUAUUUAAUUUUAAUAAUCAUUUGAUAAAUUUAUAUCAGAUUCAUUCAUUUAUUCCUUCGUUAUGUUCAGUUUAAAUUUUCUUCAUUGUUUGCAUGUUAACAUAUAGAAUAUAGUAUAGUCAUGUAGUAAUACAAAAUUCAUACAUAUAUAUAUUUAUAUCUAUAUCUUGA